This is a messenger RNA of Cyprinus carpio (common carp), 1133 nucleotides long. RefSeq lists its product as uncharacterized. Gene Ontology annotation, biological process: regulation of transcription by RNA polymerase II. Gene Ontology annotation, cellular component: nucleus. Lineage: Eukaryota; Metazoa; Chordata; Actinopteri; Cypriniformes; Cyprinidae. The record is from RefSeq and is a predicted model, not a curated record. Gene Ontology annotation, molecular function: RNA polymerase II cis-regulatory region sequence-specific DNA binding; DNA-binding transcription factor activity, RNA polymerase II-specific.
UCUCUUUCUGCUUUAGACCUGACGCUGCUGAAAGAGAAAAGUGAGGAGCUAAAUGAAAUAAAGGACAAAGAUGAGUAUAAGAAACAUGAUUUCAUGGGAGAAAAUUUCUUUAGUUACUCACAAACUAAAUAUACUUCACAAAAGAGAGCUCAAAAGACAGGAGCUAGAAGUCAUUUCAUCUGCCAACAGUGUGGAAAGAGUUUCACUAAAAAAGGAAGCCUUGAAAUCCAUGUAAGAAUUCACACUGGAGAGAAGCCUUACACCUGCCAACAAUGUGGAAAAAGUUUCAUUAAAAAGGGAACCCUUAAAAGACACAAUAGAAUUCACACUGGAGAGAAACCUUACACCUGCCCUCAAUGUGGACUAAGUUUCACUCAAAAAGUAACACUUAACCGGCACAUUAGAAUUCACACAAGAGAAAAGCCGUACACCUGCAAACUGUGUGGAAAUGGUUUCAUUCGAAGAGAAAGCUUAGAAAUCCACAUGAGAAUUCACACUGGAGAGAAGCCUUACACCUGCCAACAGUGUGGAAAGAGUUUCUGUCAACAAGGAAACCUCAAAAUCCACAUGGGUGUUCACACUGGAGAGAGCCUUUUCAACUGCCAACAAUGUGGAAAAAGUUUCAUUAAGAAGGGAAACCUUGAAGUCCACAUGAGAAUUCACACGGGAGAAAAGCUGUUCAUAUGCCCUAAGUGUGGAAAGAGUUUCUCUCAACAAGGAAACCUCAAAGUCCACGUGAGAAUUCACACUGGAAAGAAGGCUUUCAUCUGCCAACUGUGUGGAAAUAGUUUCAGAUGCAAAACAUCCCUUAACAACCACACACGGAUUCACUCGAGAGAACAGUUUUAUGUUAGCAGUGUGAAAGGAGUUUCACAGACAGGAAACACUGUAAAAAUCAUGUGAACUAACAGAGUGUGUCUGCCUCCCGAACAACGUUAGGUAGAAUGUUCCAGGGUUUGAUCAUUAAAUAGGAAAAGGAUCUGCCGCCCGCAAGUACCGGGGAGCUAAGCCUUUCAGGGCUUUAUAAGUAAUAAGCAAGAUUUUAAAAUCUAUAUGAUGUUUGAUAUGGAGCCAGUGCAGUGUUGACAGAACCGGGCUAAUAUGGUCAUACUUCCUGGUUCUAGUAAGAACUC